UUAUCAUAGAUUCCAAUAUAUAUUAAGAACUGAUAUUCCAAUGCCCUUGAUCUUCGUGUACUUCAAUAUUGUUCACUCAUAUCGCAUACCAACAUGACCAAACCAUUCCCAAUCGACCACAGCCUGACUUCCUUCUGGCGGUCGGAGCCCGAUCCCUUGGACAACUUCCGUUCUACGGAGGCUCUGCCAGAAACAAGCGACAUUGUCAUAAUCGGGGCUGGGUAUGCUGGAGCGACGACUGCGUAUCACUGUCUCGAACGCAGUCGACUCGCAUCCGCCGACCAGCCCUCCAUUGUGAUUCUCGAAGCGCGACAGGCAUGCUCGGGGGCAACAGGACGCAAUGGUGGUCAUUUGAAGCCUGACGUAUUCAAUCGAAUCGGCAAUUUGGCCAAUGAGUAUGGGCUUGAGGCGGCGGCUGAAGUCGCCUCAUUUGAGAUGGACCACAUCUCUGCCAUCCAAAAAUUGGUUGAGAAGGAGAAGAUCGAUUGCGACCUGGAGGUAAACCGGGUAUGCGAAGUCCAGUAUGACCAGAACCAAUUCGCGAAAGUCAAGGCUGGAUAUGAUUUCCUGGUCUCCAAGGGAGUGGACACGAUUAAGGAUGUCGGAUAUACUCCUCCUGAAUUGGCAGAGGCUGAAUCUGGUGUGAAGGGAGCUCUGGCUUGCUUUAGCCAGCGCACCGCCCGACUCUGGCCCUACAAAUUCAUCAUCCAUCUUCUGCGGCAAGCCGUUGCAGCUGGAGUAAAUCUCCAGACGUACACCCCAGUCACGAAGGUGUCGGAAGUGCCAGAUGCUGAUGGCCGAUGGACGGUCACGACCAAUCGAGGCUCAAUCCGUGCCAAAUGGGUGGUCUUCUCGACCAAUGCAUACACGUCGGCCAUUGCACCUGAAUAUAAGGAUAAGAUCAUCCCGGUGCGAGGGUUCUGCAGUCGCAUUGUGGUGCCCAACCCACCUACAACGCCGCUGGAACGCUCAUACAUGCUGCGCUUCAAUGCAUGGAAUUAUGACUAUCUCAUUCCGCGGCCGGAUGGGAGCAUUGUUGUAGGCGGAGGAAAGUCCACCUUCUUCCACCAGGACCGAGACAGCUGGUAUAACAAUAUCGACGACAGCCGAACCGUCGAGGCGGCAGCGCGAUAUUUCGAUAACUACAUGCAGAGGCACUUCCAUGGGUGGGAGAACACUGGGGCAUAUACAGACCGUGUCUGGUCAGGGAUCAUGGGCUAUAGCACCGAUUCGCUACCGCACGUCGGACACGUCCCAAACAAGCCGGGUCAGGUCAUAGUGGCUGGUUUCACUGGACACGGAAUGCCACAGGUAUUUCUCUCGACUCGAGGCAUUGCACAACUGAUUGUCGACGGGGUAUCGUAUGAGGAGACGGGGUUGCCGCGUCUAUUCAAGACCACGACGGAACGGUUGCAGAGUCGUCGCAAUAACAUCCUGCCAACCCCUGUGGUCGGGAGUAAACUCACGUAUAGUCGCGCCGAUGACCGUUCCUUGGGAAAAGGAGUGCGCCUGACGCAAUGUCCGCGUUGCCAGCGGUUCGCGGACAAAUACGUCGAAUACGAUUUCGUCGUGAUCUUCAUUGAUCUCGUCCUAAUCAAGCCGCAGGUAUAUCGACACUUGCUUUUCAACCGACUCGGGGGAGACGACAACCAGUUCGAUCGUUCCAUAAUCCGUCUAGGGAUUCUGCUCCUCCUAUUCGACGUUUACCUGACAUGGGCUCGGAUUGAGAAAUCCCCAUCGCUCGCAACCACCUUUCUCUCGAGUGCGCCCAUCAUCGUCCAAUACCUCUUUUUCCUGAGUCUGAAUGCGCUCGCGACUCUUGCCCACCACCUCACCAUUCGUCUUCUGGCAUCGGUCCUCGCUCCAGUACCGCGCGGAUUCUCGGGCCCUUCUCAAUAUGGUAGUGCCAACAGCAAUGCAGCAGAGGCGCCUGUCUUCUCCAACCCCUCCACCCCCGUGCUCCCAUCAUGCCCUUCCCAGACCACCACCAACCAGACACAGCUCUCCCCAACGCCGAACUCGACAUUGAGUCCACCGAAGCUCACGCCGCAAGCCUCCGCCAAUGAUAUAUCAACGGUAGCCAUCGCUUCGGGCACUGACUUUCACCAUCUGCCCCCUUCCACGCCACAGGGAUCCUUCCCCGCCCUUCCACCCCCUCUGCGUCGCGCUUCCACCGCCCCAGCGCAGAGCAUCAGACCCCUCCCGCCGCCCUCCCCAGCCAGCCCGACCGCCAUCAGCACCGCACUGCUGGUCAGCAGCUGUGCGAAGCUCUUUCCAAUCCUCCUAGUCAUCUGGGGCCCCGACGGCAGCGGGAAUGCGUCCAGUGUCUCCGGCUCCAACAAUACCCGGCUCAGCGCCGGCAGCCAGACCACCAUCCUCCAGCAGACGCUGGACGGUACCGGGCUCGCACCCGCGGCGACUCUGACCGCAGCUCAACCGACCACCACGGGAUCCCACUCUCUGCCUGGCUCUUCGUCGCUGCUGGAGAGUCUAAUCAGGAUAAUGCCCGAAUCCGUCCCCACCAGUUACCUAGCCAAUUUUAUCGAGUUAAUCGGGCCGCUUCUAUCUCUAGGCGCGGCGGACACGCAUCUCGUGCUACUGAGCAACAUCGAAGCAUUGUACAUCCUACUAGGAUGCGGGUACCUGCGCGCCGUGGCAUUGGCGGUGGCAGGGCUGGCUGCUCGAUGGACUGUACAGAGGGUAAUACUAGGAGCAGUCGGAGUAGGCUAACACUCAUACAUAGACAGCACCAUACAUAGACUAAUCAUACCAAUAC
This is a messenger RNA of Aspergillus sclerotioniger CBS 115572, 2776 nucleotides long. RefSeq names its product sterol homeostasis protein ARV1. Gene Ontology annotation, cellular component: cytoplasm. Gene Ontology annotation, biological process: intracellular sterol transport. NCBI's taxonomy places the organism in Eukaryota, Fungi, Ascomycota, Eurotiomycetes, Eurotiales, Aspergillaceae. Gene Ontology annotation, molecular function: oxidoreductase activity. The record is from RefSeq and is a predicted model, not a curated record. Bases 94 to 2730 code for a protein of 878 amino acids. The transcript has 7 exons.